AUGAGGAAAGCACCUUGUGUCCUUGAUGAGGAAAGCCUCCAAGCUUUGUUUGAUGAGCCACUAGGAAGCGCUCAAAAAGAAGGGGAGGAUGCAGCCUCAAAGGCACUUGUGGGAGAGAAAAGAAAGAACCCAUCAGCUCAGAUAAGGUACAAGGGGAGAUCAAGACCAUUCUCUAGAGCCAAGGCCUUGGUCACUUCAGAGCAGUCCAGGGAUCCAACCAAGCUAAAGGAGCUUCUGUCUCAAGUCCUCACUAUCACCCUUGAUGGUGAUAAAGGAGCCAGCUCGACCGACAGCUCGAUCGAGCUAGAAACAAAGGCAACUCGAUCGAGUUCCACAACUCGACCAAGGGACUCAAAUUCAAGGAGAAACAAGUUUAAGAUGUUCAGAGGUGAAGGAAGCAAGGCAUCGUUCACAAAGGAGGAGAUAACAAGAGGAGCAAGGAGAAUGCUAAAGACACUAACCAAGGAAGAUGAGGAAGGGAGAAGAACCAAGAGGACUAAUGACCCAAUCAGCAGUGAGAGUGAAUUAGGAGAAUUCGAGAUUGGGUUGAACCAUGGAAGGGGAGAAAGUGAUGACUCCUCAAAUGAAGAAGGGGAAGAGGUUAAUCAAGAGAUAGAAGGAAGUGAGCAUGAGAGCAAUGAGAAUGUACCCAUGGAGGAGGCUGAGUCAGAGGAAGAGGAGCAUGAGCUCCCUAUGUACCAAGAGCACUACAAUGCUCUCUUCUCCAUGGACUUUGUGGAGACCAAGUACCCACAUGAUGACACAAUGAGGGCUCUUGGGAUCUUUGAGGAUGUGGAGUUAGUCCUCAAGAACAUGCGCUUGGGAAAAUUCUUCUCUCAUCGCAUGGAGUCAUACAAGGAGCUCACUUGUGACUUUUUGGCGUCGAUGAGGUUUCACAAGUAUGGUGAGCUCGAUCGAGCUGAGUUGGACCUGGGGAUGGAUAACAUUCUUGGCAAGAGGAGAAAGGAAGGAUUCUCCUCUUCAAGAUCCAAGGCUGCUCAGAUAAGGAGCCCUGUGCUAAGAUAUGUACACAAGGCCCUUGCCAACACCUUCUUUGCAAGGAAGGCCACUGGUACAAUCAAUGAGGGAGAAGUAAAAAUCCUUGACAUGGGGAUUAAGCCCAUCAUCUCACGCACAAAGGAUGGGAAGAAGAUCAGAGGAGAUAGGAUCCACGCAGAGAAUCUCAUGCCCCUCCUUGAGCAGCUACUCUCCUAG
Messenger RNA from Microthlaspi erraticum, 1215 nucleotides. NCBI's taxonomy places the organism in Eukaryota, Viridiplantae, Streptophyta, Magnoliopsida, Brassicales, Brassicaceae. The record is from the annotation of a GenBank genome assembly.